Molecule: messenger RNA, 2044 nt
Organism: Peromyscus eremicus (cactus mouse)
Lineage: Eukaryota; Metazoa; Chordata; Mammalia; Rodentia; Cricetidae
Gene: Siah1
Product: siah E3 ubiquitin protein ligase 1
Exons: 2
Coding region: 119-967 (282 amino acids)
Biological process (GO): proteasome-mediated ubiquitin-dependent protein catabolic process; multicellular organism development
Cellular component (GO): cytoplasm
Molecular function (GO): ubiquitin conjugating enzyme binding; ubiquitin protein ligase activity; zinc ion binding
Source: RefSeq, a predicted model, not a curated record
GGCGCUGGGAGAGGUGGAGGCGCGGCCCGUGGCGGCGGCGGCGGUGGCGGCGGCGGCAGCUGGCGACCGGGCGCGUUAGACGGGGCCGGGGUCCGCGGCGCGCUCUCCGCCCACAGAAAUGAGCCGUCAGACUGCUACAGCAUUACCCACUGGCACCUCAAAGUGUCCACCAUCCCAGAGGGUACCUGCCCUGACUGGCACAACUGCAUCCAACAAUGACUUGGCGAGUCUUUUUGAGUGUCCUGUGUGCUUUGACUAUGUGUUGCCACCCAUUCUUCAGUGUCAGAGUGGCCAUCUUGUUUGUAGCAACUGUCGCCCCAAACUCACAUGUUGUCCGACCUGCCGGGGCCCAUUGGGAUCCAUUCGCAACUUGGCUAUGGAGAAAGUGGCCAAUUCAGUACUUUUCCCUUGUAAAUAUGCCUCUUCUGGAUGUGAAAUAACUCUGCCGCACACAGAAAAGGCAGAGCAUGAGGAGCUCUGUGAGUUCAGGCCUUACUCCUGCCCCUGCCCUGGUGCUUCCUGUAAGUGGCAAGGCUCCUUGGAUGCUGUCAUGCCCCACCUGAUGCAUCAGCACAAGUCCAUUACAACCCUGCAAGGAGAAGACAUAGUUUUCCUUGCUACAGACAUUAACCUUCCUGGUGCUGUUGACUGGGUGAUGAUGCAGUCUUGUUUUGGCUUUCAUUUCAUGUUAGUCUUGGAGAAACAGGAAAAGUAUGAUGGUCACCAGCAGUUCUUCGCAAUUGUACAGCUGAUAGGAACACGCAAGCAAGCUGAAAAUUUUGCUUAUCGACUUGAGUUAAAUGGUCAUAGGCGGCGAUUGACUUGGGAAGCGACUCCUCGAUCUAUUCAUGAGGGAAUUGCAACAGCCAUUAUGAAUAGUGACUGCCUAGUGUUUGACACCAGCAUUGCACAGCUUUUUGCAGAAAAUGGCAAUUUAGGCAUCAAUGUAACUAUUUCCAUGUGUUGAAACGGCAAUCAAAUAUUUCUGGCCAGUGUUUAAAAUUUGCAUUUGACUUCACAGAGAAUAAGGCACCCAUCUGCUUGCCAACCUAAAACUCUCCUGGUAGGUAGAAGCUAGACACAUGAAGGUAAAUAAAAAGAAAGGCUGUUAAUACAGGAAACAGUUGCAUGUAGUAACACUAAUAUAUUUAAAAAUAAUUCAACAGUAAACCACUGAAAAAAAAUAUAUAUACCCAAGAUGGGCAUCUUUUGUAUUAAGAAAGGAAACAUUGUAAAAUAUUUCUGAACUUUGUGUUUGUUGUAGAUUGAUUGUAUUGUUGACAACAAUUUUUUGGGGGGUGUGUGUCUGUGCACACAUGCGUGCACAUGUGUGGUUGGUUUUCCUUUAACUGACAAGCCAUCUGCGUGGUCAUAGACCACUGCUUUCCCCUUGUGAGUCAAUACAUAGUGCUGCUGUGUUUUUUGUUUUGUUGGUUUUUUUUCUCCUUUUUUUUUUGUGUGUGUGUGUAUUUGCUAAUUUUUAUUCUAGUUUUUCAUGAAAUAAAUUUGACUUUCUUUUCUGUAAUUCAGGUUUUUCUCACUUUUGUACCUUUUAAGUUAGUGUCUUUUUGAUAUUCAUAAUUGCUUAUGUCAAAAGUUUGUGUUCAGUACAUACUUUCUUUUCCUUCAGUCAAUUUAUUAGAAAUAUUUUUAAUUCAGCCCUUUUGUGAAAAUAGGAAUUCCAGAAAGGAAAGGUGACGUGAGAGCAGCUGUCAUAGCUGCAGCAGGUGUAGGAUGGUCUUGUCUGUGUGAGUCACACCGUCAGGCUUGCUCUUUGAAAGGUUAGGUUAGGGAGUAAACUCUGAUUUAUAUAAGUAUUUAAAAAAUCAGGCUUUUCCUCUCUUCAAAUGUCUUGGGCAAAUCACAUGUUUAAAUUGGUUCUUGCAUUUAUUGGUUUUGCAAAAGAGUGCAUCAUCAUACACAGUAUUUGUAAUUAAAGUAAAUCAUUUGUUUUUAAAAAAAGGCAGUUUGCAAAAAAUGUUUUUGGUCUUUUAUAAUUCUCAUUAAAAGAUUAUCUGGCAAAUUAAAAAAAAUCUUAAUGUGU